Molecule: messenger RNA, 1077 nt
Organism: Hibiscus syriacus
Lineage: Eukaryota; Viridiplantae; Streptophyta; Magnoliopsida; Malvales; Malvaceae
Exons: 4
Coding region: 218-892 (224 amino acids)
Source: RefSeq, a predicted model, not a curated record
CAGCCCCAAAGGAAAUUGCCGGCUCUGCUCUUUCUUUCCGCAAAUCAUACUGACCCUACAGUUCCCAUUCUCACAAAAAAGGGAAAAGAAGGGGGGUUAUGGUUUACUCGCCCGUUUCAAAAUUCUCCAAACAACUUCGCCCGUGUUUUUAAUUUUGGGUAAUUUGCUAUUUCUUUUGUUUCUUUCUCUGCUUUUCUGUCUCAGGUAAUUCAUUAUAAUGGGGAAGAGAAGGACAAGGUCCAAACAUCAUAAUCAUAAUUACAUUGGCCUUCCUUCUUCUUCGGAAGAUAUGCCGUGCUCAUCGGGAACAAAGCUGUUAACGAAAGAGCCUUCAUUGAAUUUGGAUGCUGGCAUGGGUGUUGGAGAUAGUUCUGUCAAGAUACAUCAUCACAACUCUUCUGCUGCUCGACGCCAUUACAAUCUUGGGCGUUCCACAUUUUUGAAACGAUCACGCCGUUACUAUGACCAGCACUACCAAUGGCAGAACUUUGGCAACCAUUCUAAUCUAUCAACUUCUCGUGGCAAGAUUAGUCCUCUGCAUGAUGAGAGAUUAUCCUUCAAGUUCACCGAGUCUAACUCAGAGUCGGGACGUCAAGCAGCAGAUGGUAGACAUCAAGCUUUCAGCAGAACUGAAAGGAUUCGAUCUAGUUUGUUAGUGAUGGAUGCAGUGUCACCAGACAAGGUGAAGAUGAUUUGUGGCAUGUGCCAGAAACAUCUGAGACGGAAUCCAUAUUUCCUUGGAAAUACGAUGGCUUCUGCUGAGUUCUCUAUUGUGGCAGUUCUAGUUUGUGGGCAUGCAUAUCAUGCUGAUUGUUUGGAGCAGAGAACAAGUUUUGAGAAUAGGUGUGACCCGCCAUGCCCCUUAUGUUCUGGUUCGCCAUCACAAGUUUGAUGCUUCUACUAGAAAGAAUGACAGUACAUACAAAAGUCGACAGAUACUAAUUUUCUAAACAUAUAGGACAUACUUAAAUUGGGCAUGAAUGUAGGCUUUAUGGUGUGAUCUAAGCUGAAACUUUAGGAUCUUAACCAACCAUUGUAUUGCUGAGAUUUCUACUAGUUGAAUACUGAGAAGGCAUG